Molecule: messenger RNA, 2252 nt
Organism: Mesocricetus auratus (golden hamster)
Lineage: Eukaryota; Metazoa; Chordata; Mammalia; Rodentia; Cricetidae
Gene: Grn
Product: granulin precursor
Exons: 13
Coding region: 142-1857 (571 amino acids)
Biological process (GO): regulation of inflammatory response
Cellular component (GO): extracellular region
Source: RefSeq, a predicted model, not a curated record
AAGUAACCAAUGGAAGCCCUGGAUCCCCGACCCAUGGCUAAUGGAAACUGAGGUGGGCGGGCCACCGGGCAGCCAAGCCCUAGUCCAGGAGCUGACAGCCAGGAGCCUCCCAGGGAGCGCGGACCCCGAAGCAGGCAGACCAUGUGGACCCUGGUGAGCUGGCUGGCCUUAGUGGCAGGGCUGGCGACUGGAACACAGUGUCCAGAUGGUCAGUUUUGCCCUAUUGCCUGCUGCCUGGACCCAGGAGGAAUCAACUACAGCUGCUGCAACCCUCUUCUGGACACAUUGCCUAUGGUGAUGAGCAAUCGUCUAGGUAGAUCCUGUCAGGUGCAUGACCACUGUCCUGCUGGCUACUCUUGUCUCCUCACUGUGUCAGGGACUUCCAGUUGCUGCCCCUUCCCUAAGGGUGUAUCUUGUGGUGAUGGCUACCACUGCUGUCCCCGGGGCUUCCACUGUAGUACGGAUGGGACAUCCUGCUUCAGAGUAUCAGAUAACACCAUGAGGGCUGUUCAGUGCCCCGGGAGUCAGUUUGAAUGUCCGGACUCCUCUACUUGCUGCAUUAUGAUUGAUGGUUCCUGGGGAUGCUGCCCCAUGCCCCAGGCCUCUUGCUGUGAAGACAAAAUACAUUGCUGUCCCCAUGGGGCCUCCUGUGACCUGGUUCACACACUGUGCAUUACGGCUUCGGGCACCCAGGCCCUGAUGAAGAAGUUUCCUGCACAAAGGGCAGCGGCUUUGCCUUUUUCAGUGGUCUGCCCUGAUGCACAGACCCAGUGCCCUGAUGACUCUACCUGCUGUGAGCUACCCACGGGGAAGUAUGGCUGCUGUCCAAUUCCCAACGCCAUCUGCUGUUCCGACCAUCAGCACUGCUGUCCCCAGGACACUGUGUGUGACCUGAUCCAGAGUAAGUGCCUAUCCAAGGACUACACCACGGACCUCCUGACCAAGCUGCUUGGAUACCCAGUCCCAGUGCCUACAGUGCGGGAGGUCAAGUGCGACGCGGAGGUGAGCUGCCCGGAUGGAUACACCUGCUGCCACCUCACCACCGGGGCCUGGGGCUGCUGUCCGUUUGCCGAGGCUGUGUGCUGUGAGGACCAUAUACACUGCUGCCCGACAGGGUUUCAGUGUCACAUAGAGACAGGAACCUGUGAAAUGGGAGCCCUGCGGGUACCCUGGAUGAAGAGGGUCAUAGCCCCCCUCAGCCUGCCAGAACCACAAGCCUUCAAGGGUGACGUCCACUGUGAUGACUUGACUUCCUGUCCUCCUGAUAAUACCUGCUGCAGACUCCUUUCUGGGGAUUGGGGCUGUUGUCCCGUCCCAGAGGCUGUCUGCUGCGCAGACCGCCAGCAUUGCUGCCCCCAGGGCUUCACGUGUACGAUUGAGGGGUACUGUCAGUCGGGAGACAGAAUGGUGGCUGGCCUGGAGACGAUACCCGCUCACCGGACAACUCUGUUCCAAACUGGAGAUAUGGGCUGUGACCAGCACAUCAGCUGUCCGGUGGGGCAGACCUGCUGUCCCAGCCUGACAGGAAGCUGGGCCUGCUGCCAGUUACCCCAUGCUGUGUGCUGUGAAGAUGGACAGCACUGCUGCCCGACCGGGUACAUCUGCAACGUGAAGGCGAGGACCUGCGAGAAGUAUGCCAACUCCGUCCAGGCUUCCGCCCACCUGAUCUUUGACCCUAACGCCGAGGAUAUAGAGUGUGGGGCAGGGCAUUACUGCCACGACAGCCAAACCUGUUGUAGAGACAGCCAAGGAAGCUGGGCCUGCUGUCCCUACCUGAAGGGCAUUUGCUGUACAGAUGGGCGUCACUGUUGCCCCUUUGGCUUCCACUGUUCGGCCAAGGGAACCAAGUGUUUGUGAAAGAAGACCCCUCGCUGGGACAUGUUUUUGACGGAUCCAGCCCCAAGACAGUUGCUAUAAGGAGGGGCUAAAGACUAAAGAACCCCACAGCCCUGGGGACCCUGUUCAGAGGGUAUCCAUCACUCAGGCCUCCCUAAAGCACCUCUUCCCCUAGAGCCACCCAUUCUGAGCCGCCCCAUCACCAUGGGAAGUGGGACCUCAAACUAAGACCUUCUUUUAUGCAAAGAAGGGUUUGGCAAAAGCCCCAUUUCAAACUGCCAUUUCUUCCGAUUUCUGUGAACCUAUGGCCAGGUGCUCUUCCCAAUCCACAGGUAUUGUGCGAGCUUGUUUGUGUGUGUGUGCGCGCGCGCGUGCAUGCGCGCGUGUAUUUGCUCUAAUAAAGUUUGUACACUUUC